GCACCCAACUUCACGCGAUACGAAACGCCAAUACAUAUCGCGGCGCCGCUCGAUUAAUCGAGAGAUGGCGCGGCGGGCGGUUUUAGUGAGCAUAGCCGGUUAGAGAGCCAUUUCUUCUCUCCCACAUCCUUGGUGUACCUUCGGCCUAAGGGUGGGUCUGUCCUUCGUGCGGGAGGGGUCGCGUAAACGCGACGGCGACGUGUCGUGAAGUAGCGCCGUGGAAAUUGUUUGUGCACGGGUGACUCGAAGGAAGGGCGGUUCCGCGUGCGACACGCCGGACGGAUCCGCUCGGCGGCCCGCUCUCGCGCGGUUGGCGUGUUCCCGGCGUAUCUCGGUCGCCGACGAGGACGACGAUCGAAAGCGAAUGGAACGCGGCGCUCUCGGCGCGCCUCGAUUCCUCGAUUCCCCGCUCCCAUCCGCUCGCUCGUAACAGGAAGAGAGAGAUAGGAGAAAGGAGGAGAGAGCGAGCGAGAGAGAAAGAUAGAGAUACGCACGAGCCCCCGGUACGUAGGUACGCUCCAGUCGUUCAUGGCUGCGGCUUGGGGUGGGGGAAAACAAGCCGUGUAACGACGUAAGAUCCCAAAAGCUUUAUGCAGGAAUAUGUCAAGUUUAAAAAUCGAAUAUGUUGCAUGUUUAGAGAGAGAGAGAGAGAGAGAGAGAGAGACAACGGUUCUAAGGAGUAAACAAGCAUAUAAAGAUGUUGGUAAUGCACUUGCUUGCGCUACCCUUGAGAACGAUGGAUUCUGACCAAAGAAAUCAGCAGGUGCAUCAGCACUGAAUAAAAAAAAAAAGAAAAACUGUAUAAUGAAUGCCUGCUGCACUCACUCGCCGCCAACUCUGUACAAGCAGACUUAAGAUUUGUUGAAGUAGUACGUGAGUAGCAGCUACUCACGCCACAUUCAGCUGUACAUACAAAUCUAAAUACAUAUAUAUACAUAUACCGUCGUAUAUAUAUAUAUGUAUUUAUUUUUUCGCACAUGGCAGCCAUGAAGCAUGGCAAGACGAGUCAGGACGACGUAUGUUACGUUGUCGCCAAGUAUGAUUAUGGCGCACAGGGCGCGCAAGAACUAGAUUUACGUAAGAACGACCGCUACCUAUUACUGGAUGAUUCCAAGCAUUGGUGGAGAGUGCAGAGCGCCAGAGGACAGGCGGGUUAUGUGCCGAGCAACUAUGUUAAGAAGGAGAAGCCCUCGCUGUUCGACAGUAUUAAGAAAAAGGUCAAGAAGGGCUCCGGUUCUAAGACCUUGCCAUCCAGUAACUCACCGUCCCGCGCGGUCGAGUCCCCCAUCAUGGCACGACGCUUACCGGCCGAUCCGAGCGAGGCGAUCGGCACCGCGGUUGUCAAAUAUAAUUACCAGGCACAGCAGGCGGACGAGCUGUCUCUCGUGAAGGGCACUAGGAUUCUAAUACUCGAAAAGAGCAAUGACGGCUGGUGGCGGGGCCAGAGCGGCACGCAGGCUGGGUGGUUUCCCUCGAACUACACUCAGGAGGAGGGUGACGCCGACGACACCCUGCACACCUACGCGAUGGCCGAGAACGUGCUCGACAUCGUGGUGGCUCUCUAUUCGUUCUCGUCCAAUAACGAUCAGGAGUUGUCGUUCGAGAAAGGCGACCGUCUCGAGAUCCUUGACCGUCCGCCGGCAGACCCUGAGUGGUACAAAGCGAGAAACAGUCAGGGCCAGGUAGGCUUGGUGCCACGCAAUUAUCUCCAGGAACUCAGCGAAUACUUGACGCAGCCGUACCGCGAACGCGGUAUGACGAGCAGCGAAAUUAGCACGGGGGAUUCCCUCGAGCGGAGGCCGGACCCCGGCGAUCGGCCGCAUCUCAUCGGCAAGCCUUGGUACUACGGUAGUAUUACGCGCUCGCAAUGCGACACGCUGCUCAAUCAACACGGCCACGAUGGAGACUUCCUAAUUAGGGAUAGUGAAACCAACAUGGGCGACUAUUCGGUAUCCUUGAAAGCACCGGGUCGGAACAAGCACUUUAGGGUACACGUAGAAGGAGCGUUAUACUGCAUCGGUCAGAGGAAGUUCCAUACGCUAGAUCAACUCGUAGAUCAUUACCAGAGAGCCCCAAUUUACACCAAUAAGCAGGGCGAGAAGCUGUAUUUGGUACGCCCGCUACCAAAAGGCAACGCUAGUAGCAACGGUUGCUAGAUAAAAAUUCGUGCCAUGAAAAAUAAUAAGAAGAAACAGUCCAUGCGCUUUCAGAUGUAUCGCUAAGAUACGCGACGCCUGCCUAGUAAUAUCAAUAUCACACAUCUCGUACGUUUAUACAUAACGAUUAAUAUAAUUGGUCUACUCGUAUAUUAGUGUUUCUCGAUUGUUUCUCUCUGAAUUUAAACAGCGACGUAUAAUUUAUUACUCUAAGUGAAAUCAGUGAACUACUACGCAAUCCUCCUCGGAGCUUCCAGACUACUCAGCAAAACGAACAAAGAAACAUUAAAUACGGCAGCUAUAUACGUCAACUGAUUGAAAACACAAGGCUUAUCUUUAUAUUCAUACGUAUUUGUAAAAGGCGAACCGACCAUGUUAUUACGAUUAAUAAUAUAUUACAACUGCAUAUAAUAUAGACUGCAAGUGUAAUGAUGACAAGUAAUAAUUAAUUAUCAUGCAAUUAUGAACGAUUAAGUGGAUCUCUACUCUAGAGCUAUUGGUAUUGAAUUAUAACAAAGACUAAGUGUUCAUUUGUGAUUUUGUAUUUAUUAGAAGUUUUUAAGUAAAUAAACUGUAUUUAAGUGUGCAUAAGAC
This is a messenger RNA of Ooceraea biroi (clonal raider ant), 2750 nucleotides long. It is a transcript of the gene dock, whose product is annotated as SH2/SH3 adaptor protein dock. Gene Ontology annotation, biological process: cell migration; ephrin receptor signaling pathway. NCBI's taxonomy places the organism in Eukaryota, Metazoa, Arthropoda, Insecta, Hymenoptera, Formicidae. The record is from RefSeq and is a predicted model, not a curated record. Gene Ontology annotation, molecular function: signaling adaptor activity; receptor tyrosine kinase binding. Gene Ontology annotation, cellular component: cytoplasm.